Orbilia oligospora ATCC 24927 is the source of this 3336-nucleotide messenger RNA. RefSeq lists its product as uncharacterized. The record is from RefSeq and is a predicted model, not a curated record. The transcript is spliced from 6 exons. Gene Ontology annotation, cellular component: Atg1/ULK1 kinase complex; phagophore assembly site. Bases 1 to 3336 code for a protein of 1111 amino acids. Lineage: Eukaryota; Fungi; Ascomycota; Orbiliomycetes; Orbiliales; Orbiliaceae. Gene Ontology annotation, biological process: autophagy of mitochondrion; autophagosome assembly; autophagy of peroxisome. Gene Ontology annotation, molecular function: molecular adaptor activity; protein kinase activator activity.
AUGUCAACUUCAACCCAACGUAACGUCGCCGACCUCACAAACUGGUUUUUAAAUGCCAAACGCUCUCUCAACUCCGUAACAUACUGCACCCGCGGUAACGAAAUCAUAACGACAACUCGUAACUCCCUUAUCGAUGCCUCCAUUAUGUCCUCCCGUGCGUCCUUUCUCCAAAGCGGUAUUAAGGACGAAUUAAAGUUGCUUCAAACCGCAAAUUCAGUGAUGGAGAAUCAGCGUGAACUUGCUAGGAAGGAUUUCCAAAACUCCUUAGGGAUGUUAGAUGAGGCAGAUCAAAGGCUUGAUGAAACACUUGCGACUUUAAGGAGGACGGAGGUUGAAGGUGCUUUUUCGGCCGUGGAAGGAACGGGAGAGGAGGGACAGCAGAGGUGUUUAUACGAUUUCGUGGAUGAAGACGGUAUUGAGAAUUUGAAAAGUCAGCUGAAAGGGGUGAUUGAUCAAGUACAGGAAACAGAUGAAGUCUUUGAAUCGCAUCUGGAUCCAUUCACCGUGCUUAUCGCAUCGAUAACAGAGUCGCUAAGCUCGCUGUCGAAGAAAUCAGAUAUUCCCGAUCUCGUAAUCGCUAUCAGACCAUCUCUAGAAUUGAUGGAGGAGCAUGCCUCCGUGAUGGCAUCACUAUUGGAAUCGCUAGCAAAACAUUACGAUCUCUGCUCGUUGGCGCUAAAGCGGGCGGAAUCGCAUGAUGGUGGGAUAUCAAGUCAGGAAGGGGACCCUGAAACGGAAGAUGACAUAGCGAACAUGCUUGCUGUUCUUGAAAAGGAUGCCGGUGAAGUCGACGAUGUAGUAAACGAGAUCAAAGAACGACUCGAUGAUAUGGAAUCCACAGGUAUACUAGUCGAACGAACGCUUCAAGAUAUUGGAGAUCACUACCGAGCGGUACUUGCGCUUUUGGAGAAGAUGCAUGAUGGACAAAGUAGCUUAGUGGAUUGUACAAUACAAUCGAAGGACUUUGUGCAAAAGCAGAAUGACAACCAGAGGAUCAUCGCAGAGAGAUUGGACGAGUUGCAGAGGUUGACAGAUCACUACGUACUAUUUGGAGAUGCUUACGAUGCACUGCUUGUGGAGGUUGGAAGAAGGAUAACAGUGCAGCGACAGAAAGAUUCCAUCAUUCAAGAGGCCUUGGCACAGAUUGACAUGCUAAAUGAGCGGGACCUAAAUGAGAGAGAGCAAUUCCGGUCCGAAUAUGGUGAUUUCCUACCAUCGGAUAUCUGGCCAGGCUUGUCAGAUCCACCAGGAGCUUACACAGUCCAGCGGAUGGAUGCCUGGGAGAUUCCUGAAAUUAAACAGGGUGUUAUUGAGAAUGCAAUGACAAGACGAGCGGCUGCUAUCUCUAAAGAAGACCGUGACUUUCUCUGGCAGGCCAAGUCUGCGAAUCUAAAGGCCGACGUUCGUAAAAGAACAUACUCCGAAGAAUCAAUAUUUAAACCGAAUUCUUACGAUAUCCUCGCUGGUUUCUCCAGAAAACAUAACAAUGAAAAGGUUCGACAGGACGACAAAUACGAUAUCCCGCCCCCGCCCCCGCCCCCUUCGCACAGAGAGCGUCAUGGUGCUUCGAUAGCACAAUCUCGACCUAAAACGGUGGAUGGUGUUGUUCGAAGUGGAGGGGAAAGGGAUGCUGAGAAAACGAAGAAUCACAAGCAGCUUUUCGCAGCGAUAGAUCAUGGCUUCGAGAAAGGACCUGAGGAUUGGCCGGCGACAUUUUACCUUGUCGCUUGUGCUCAGGCAUAUGGUACUCUAGAUCCAAGAGUUCGCACAGCUUCCAUAUCCUACCUCGUCAAACGCUUUGUUAGAGGUGGAAGACACAACGAUAUUAUUCGUCUAUACACCGAGAUUCAGAACUCGUGGUUGCCAUUUGAGCAGCGAGAACUUGAUUCAAUUGAGUACUUCAAAUCAAUGUUCAAGGCGUUUACUCUAAAACCAGCCGAGUCAUCUAAAACCGUUAACGAUGUGCUACAAACCUUCAAUGCUGCAACCUCAAGCUUUCAACGGCAAUACACCCUCACUUCUUCUUCCUUCAAACAGCAUUUAACCCCAUACUUCAUGCUCUUCCUAUCGACCAAUCUUAGUCUCCGCGAAUCCCUCUCUGCCAUUUCCUCGAAGGUUUCGCAAAUCCAAAAUCCAGCCACCGGAUCUCGCCUCCUACCAAAUCUAUAUUCUAAGCUGAACUCUGCUCUCCUUGCAUCUCAGAAACUAAAACCGGAGACAGUAAACGGCUUUCGGUUGACAUCAUUCUAUAAAGCUCAAUCUUCGCUAUUAUCGAUAAUAUCACGGGUGCCCCGGGAAAGUUCCAUCUGUCAACAAUUUGCGAGGGUAAUAUUCUCACAAGCAUUAACAUGGGAAGAGAUUCUGGAGGGUAAAAAACUAGUCCUUGACAAUAGCGCUCCCGGAAAGACGCACGAAAUCCUCCCACUACAAUCGGCACUUUUCAGAUCCCUCCACCGUACUUCUACAGCUACGCAACCGGGCACCCAACGCGCCAAACACGUAGUGGAAUUCACUACUGACCUCCUGGCGCUUACAAACCUUCGUGGUGGGCCAAGACAGCUAGGCACCUCCGUCGCCGUCGCUCUAAGCCUUCACUCAAAUAUGGGGACAUUUACAGCUGCGGAAACAUUACUGGAUAAACUAGACAUGCUCCUAUCGAAAAAUAAAGAUAAAAGUGUAAAUGCCCCGGUAUUCUACAUCCAGGAUGCCAUCAACAACUUAAGAGAAACAGUCAUCCGCAAGACUUCACACCGACGAGAUGCAAAGUUUAGGGCGGCAGGGAUUGCAAUGCGGAUGUUUGAAUUGCAUGUUUUGUCCAUUCAACCUCGAGCCGGAAAGGGACGCGAGAGGAUACACCAGGGGCUUGUUAGGGAUCUGGUCAAAUUAUUAGCGUUAUGCGAUGACCAGGCGUCGGUACUGAGAGUUUGGGAGGCAUUGAAGGGAGAUGUUGGGGUUAAAAAUAUCAAGCUUUCGACAAUCGAAGGGAUUCUCGAUACAUUGACGAAAACGAGGGGCGUGGUGUACGCAAAGGAUAUACUACUAGAAGUCGAAAGGGAAGGAAGGAUCAGCCCGUCAACCAUCGUACCGUUUAUUGGUGUUAAAGAUAUGGAUGAUUGGGUGUUCGAUGAGAUUAUAAGAGCUGGUGUGAGGAAUGGUAUCGAUUGGAAGAGUGUGGGAUACUUGUAUCAGUUGAGAAGGGGGCAGGGGAGAAAGAGUAAAAAGGUCGAAGAAUGGGCAGAGGCGAUGAGGGGCUGCGGAGAUGAGUUUGUCUGGGGUAAGGGUGGGAUGGUAGUCGAAGAGGUGAUGGAAGGGGUCGAAAGAGCUUUUAAGGAGUAA